AUGCCCCAGAAGACGCCGGAGACCAAGAAGAAGGUUGCGUCGCCGAAGAAGAGGAUGUUCACGAAUAAAGUGGUGAUUGUGACCGGCUCCAGCAGCGGGAUUGGCAAGGAGGCGGCCAGGUUGUUUGCUAAAGAGGGAGCCGCCGUUGUGUUGCAUGGACAGAAUCAGGAGAGAUUGCAGGUCGGUGAAAUGAAGGGUAAUUAUCUUUGGAGACCCAGAGAUCGCACCUCGCACAUCCUCAUCUUCAUUUACAGGGAGUGGAAAGGGAGUUAAAAGAGAUGUUCCCCGGUGUGAAAACAAUGACUAUUGCCGGCCCGAUUCAAGACGAGAAAACAUGGAACCGAAUUGUCAACUGCACUGUUGACAAGUUCGGACGAAUCGAUGUUCUCUUGAACAAUGCUGGAGCCAGCGACGAUGGCAAGGAUCCACGGAGUCUCGACUGUCUUCAAUUCUGCAUGGAUGUGAAUGUAAAAAGGUAUGGAUAUUGACGAAUUUGUCGUCUUUAAACAUAGGCUAGGGUCUGAAAAUGGUGGCUGAAGUGGAGUUUUAGGGGCUUUGGUGGUUCAGCAAAUACAUUUUUCCCCUUUCCAGUGUAAUCGGAAUGACACGAGCUUGCGCUCCCCAUCUCAAAAAGACCAAAGGCAACGUGGUCAUCACCAGCUCGGGGGUGGCCCGCAAAAUUCAACCCGCAAUUCCCAUGUACGCGAUCAGCAAAGCCGCCGUAGAGCAUUACGCUCGGCACGCCGCCUUCGAAUACGCCGCGGAUGGGAUUCGCGUGAACUGCGUUGCGCCCGGAAUCAUCGAGAGUGCGUUCCAUGAACGUGGGGCCAAUCCGCAUCCGGACGCCGCCAAAGCGGCGGCCGCGAUGGUGCCGCUGAAGAGGAUGGGAAAGCCGGAAGAAGCGGCGGCUAUGAUGGUGUUUGUCGCCAGUGACAAGGCCAGCUACAUCACUGGGGAAUUCUUCGGAGUCAACGGUGGACUCAUGAUAAAACCAUAA
Molecule: messenger RNA, 997 nt
Organism: Bursaphelenchus xylophilus (pine wood nematode)
Lineage: Eukaryota; Metazoa; Nematoda; Chromadorea; Rhabditida; Aphelenchoididae
Source: the annotation of a GenBank genome assembly